This is a messenger RNA of Portunus trituberculatus (swimming crab), 5342 nucleotides long. RefSeq names its product protein bric-a-brac 1-like. NCBI's taxonomy places the organism in Eukaryota, Metazoa, Arthropoda, Malacostraca, Decapoda, Portunidae. The record is from RefSeq and is a predicted model, not a curated record. Bases 297 to 3173 code for a protein of 958 amino acids. Gene Ontology annotation, molecular function: protein binding; DNA binding. The transcript has 9 exons. Gene Ontology annotation, biological process: regulation of transcription by RNA polymerase II. Gene Ontology annotation, cellular component: nucleus.
UUGUUCAGCGCUGAGUGAGCAAGAGUCAGUGUGCGGGAGCGAGCGAGAGCGAGUAUAUGUCGCAUCUUUGACGGUGUGCUGUGUGAGUGUUGGCAGCCGUGCAUGUGCGUCCUUGCAGUCAGGCACACUGCCAGUGACACUUGUGAUAACUGUUGCUAAAAUAGACCGUCGUGAGUGCAAGGAGCCACAUCUGACACUGAGAGCCAGAGUGCCCGGGCCUGGCACCCACACCUGGCCCGGACGACCCCAGCACGACCUCACCUCACCUGACCUCGACGCCAGGCCCCUCCACCACCAUGGCCAGUCAACAGUUUUGUUUGCGGUGGAAUAAUUACCAAAGUAACUUAAUGCAGGUGUUUGAUCAGUUACUACAAACGGAGAGUUUUGUGGACGUGACGUUGUCGUGUGAAGGCCAGAACGUGAAGGCACACCGCAUGGUGCUGUCAGCGUGCUCGCCCUACUUCCAAUGCCUGCUGAACGACGCACCAUGCUCCCACCCUGUCAUCAUCCUGCAGGGCGUCAAGUGGAUCGAGCUCAAGGCCGUGGUGGAGUUCAUGUACAAGGGCGAAAUCAACAUCUGCCAGGAACAGCUGGGCUCCCUGCUGCGGGUGGCAGAGUCCCUCAAGAUCCGCGGCCUCGCCGAGGUUGACGGAGAUGGGGCCGAACCCGCUGUGCUGGCCUCGCCCUCAGUCUCUCCCGCCGCUCGUGCCCCAUCCAUCGACGACAGCUCGCCCUCCUCGGGUGUAAGCCGCAAACGACGCCGCCAUUCGGGCGACGACGCCAGCCGCCCAUGCACGCCCCUCACGCCCAUCAGUGCUCCAGAACUGAUGGACGGCCUGCUGGAACUGCCCGCCUCAUUCAUGAGGAACACCAUCCCCACGCCCCUGCCCAGCUCGCCCGCCGGCCUCAACUCCCUGGCAACCCGCCUCCCAGGCCCAAUGCCGCCCCCAGCCCCCAUGCCGCCCCAUCUGCCUCACCUGCCGCCCCUGUCGCCACUCCUCAACAUGCACACCCUGCCUCGCCCACACGCCCCGGACGACUUCGAGAUUCGACCCGGCAUCGCCGAGAUGAUCCGCGAGGAGGAGAGGAGACGCAGAGACGCACCCGACAUGGCCAAGCUGCUGGAGUCUUCGCACCACUGGAUGGGAACCUCAAUGGCCGGUGCGUCAUUUCGUCAUGCAGACACCUACCAAGCACAGGUGCAAGCUGCCUGGCAGAAGAGUUGGAACCAAACUCAGUCCCUCCUGCAGAAUUUGCGGUUCAGGGAGCGAGGACCUCUCAAGUCGUGGCGGCCGGAGACCAUGGCUGAGGCUAUUCACGCCGUGCUGAAGGAAGGCCUGUCGCUCUCCCAGGCGGCCCGGAAGUACGACAUCCCGUACCCAACCUUCGUGCUGUACGCCAAUCGAGUGCACAACCUGCUGGGGCCGUCACAGGAGCCCGGGGACAUGAGGCCCAAGGGUCGCGGCCGCCCUCAGCGAAUCCUGCUGGGGUCGUGGCCUGAGGAGCAGAUCAAGGGCGUCAUCAGGGCUGUCGUGUUCCGAGACACCGCUAUGUUCAAGGAGAAUGAGCACAAGUACGGCAGCGGCAACAAGACGAAGGAGAACAAGCACCCAACCACGCCCAAGAUGCAACGGGAGGACCCUAAUGCCAUUCCAAUGAAGCCCAAUGGUCCAGCUCUUCCCACAGUGUCUGGCAUCCUCUCCAGCCUCAACAUUGACAACCCAGACAACAACAGCAGCCUCUCCACCACCCCCAGCACUCCCAUUCCCACCACACCAGCCCCAUCAACUCCAGCACCUUCAACUCCCCUGCAGACACCCUCCACCACACCUACUGCCACCACCCCCAUCGCCCUGCCCCUCACCACACCCCCCACACCAUGCAACAUGAUCGCAUCAGCAGCUGGAAGUCCUGGAUCGGUGGACACACGGCUGGCCACCUCCACCAUGGGUAGCUCCUCUCCUCCUCUUACCUCCAACUUGGCAUCAGCCUGUCUCACCAGCAACACCCUCACAUCCACCUCUGUUACCUCCCCAAUCUUUAGUGUCUCCACCACCAGUAAUGGCAGUAUUACCAACACCGGUGCCACUGUUGCCACAGGGAGCACUGGUGAAGAACCCCCUCCAGGGAGUCCAUCCUCAGGGCAACAACAACAACAACAACAACAACAACAACAACAACAGCAGCAGCAGCAGCAGCAGCAGCAGCAGCAGCAGCAGCAGCAGCAACAACAACAACAACAACAACAACAACAACAACAACAACAACAACAACAACAGCAGCAGCAGCAGCAGCAACAACAACAACAACAACAGCAGCAGCAGCAGCAGCAGCAGCAGCAGCAGCAGCAACAACAACAACAGCAGCAGCAAUGUAUUAAGAAGGAGCAGCUUCCCACAGUGCCACAGCAGCAGCAACUCCAGUCACCAUACUCUAUGCAGCGGCCGGCCACCCACCCUAACCCCCUCCAUAACCCUCACCAGAACCCUCUUCAGUGUUCCAGUCCUACCCAGCAUCCUGCAGCUGCUCUUCAUCCUCAGCAGCAACAACAACAGCAGCAGCAGCAGCGACACCAUAGGCCACAACAUCCGAACCAGCUGCAAAACCAACUAAGCCAGGCCCAGAUGCCCCAGAGGCAGAUGCCCCAGAGCCAGCGUGGGCCCCCUCAGCGCCACCAUUCCCAGCAUGCCCAGCUAGGGGCCCUCCUGCCUGGGGCACUCACCUCACCUCUUGCUACCUCUCUGGCAUCCCCAGUCCACUUGGCACGCCUCUUUGGUGAGGGAAGUCAUCCCCACCUGCCGGCCCACCAGCCACCCCAGCAUCCUGCUGCCCCCAUCAACCCCUUCCACCCGGGCUUCCCCCGCCAGCCUCACCCAUCCGCUGCACUGCAGGUCAUGAAUGCAAUGAACAGCCUCAGCCCUCACACCUCUCGAAUUAAUUCCAAUGACCUUGAUGCAGCCUCAGAGGCACUCCUGUUCAGCAAGCUGACGAACCCUCAGAUGAACCCCACCCAGGGUAAUGGGGAUGUCAUGGCCCGUGCUGGGCCUCAUCAGAAUCAGUAUGACAAUCAUGGAGAUGCUGCCUCCCUCACCAACAUGGUUAACCGUGCAUCGCUAAUGUACCGUGACGGCCUUGACGCUAUCAAAACUGAACCUGAACCUAUUCUAAAUUGAAUGAUGGCAAACUUAUAAUAUUAUUAGCCCAUGUUGUUUAGAAAAGUUGAGAUAUUCAUAAGCUGAUGGGAAAUGCAUUGCUGGAAGAAAGAAAAGGAAACUCAGCUGACUGAAUGUGGCCCCAUACAGCUUGUUUGUGUGUGCAGUGUCUAGACAUUUGAAAUGUGUUUAAUGUGUUGGGACCAUAUUCCUUUAGGAGAAUUUUGCACACCUCUUUAUAAGAGCAUAUUUUAGAUAUGUAAAUAGUAGAGAGGACUUAGCAUGUAGGAUUACAUUUACAUUUGUCCAUAAUUGUUGGGCAUUACCUCAUAGUGAAACUCAUUUAUACACCAUGUCACUGUACAAACUGGACAUAUUAAUAAUUCCCUGUGUACAUAAAGAUGGUGACGAGUGUAUGUACAUAUAUGUGUGCUGCCUUGCACUCUUCAAGUUGCUUGAGUAAUAGAUUUUUGUACCUUUUUAAAAGGUAAUGUUGCUUUAUUUGUUACAUCAAUGAUAACAUGUGACAAAAUAACUGGGACACCAAGUUUACUAGAAUGUUGAUUUAUUUGCUAUGCUAUAGUUACAGCUCCAUUCAGUUGUUGUUCUGUCCCUUUCAAGAGGGAGUCAGUAGCCAUGACCUGUGACAAGCACAUCUCCCUGCCCAUAUAUACACUAGCAACAUUACCCAGUAUUUCCUGAAAUGCCCCUCACAUAGGCAAGAAGGACUCAUUCCAGACACCAAAAUCAGAUGAUCACCCUGAGUGUUGAGAUUAUGUACUGUGUGUUGGCAAUCUUGUGUUGGUACAAUAUAUGGUAGAAUUUUCAGUGUAUUUAAUCCAGGUCUUAGUGAAAACCCAGGACUGAUAUUUGGACUAUGCGAGUACUAUCAUUAUAGACUUUCAUGAGCAAAGUGAUUGUUAUACUUGUUGAUUAUGUGAUGUGCUACUUUGUUUUGGACAUUGAUCCAAAAUGUUGUUCUUAAUUUCAAAUUUAUUUUAUAGACAUAUACAAUUAUAUAACCAAAGUAUACAUCAUAGGUUAAGGCUAUUUUAAUACUUAUAGUUUGUAAGAUGAUGUGUCUAGACUUAAGAAAAUGAAGAUGUUGCACUGACAGUGUUCCCUGCUUCUGUAGCAAAUGUACGAUGACAGUUACAGCAGUGUCCGGGCAACGCCGAGCCUUCACAGAUAGUGAGGGUUACCAGCCAGCUAUGAGGAGCAGGGUCAACAUUGAUGUUUUAGAUUAGAUGUUACCAGUAUACUGUGACAUGUAGCAGCAGAGAGUCUGGCUCGGAAACACAUGCUAAGUGGUUUUCCUUAUUUUAUAUACUCUCUGCUCUUUUUUUUUCACUGAGGCAUUUUCCAGUUUUAGACAUGUAAUCUAGCUCCAGACUUUAUUGAUUAACAUAUUCCUUCACAUCUUAAACAUUCCCAUUCAGAUUUUCUGCUGCUUGUAAACCAUUAUCUUAAUUAUAGUUUUAUGUUAAUUAUCAUAGAGCACUCAAUAUGCAUUUCUGUAAGUAUAAUCCCUUUUCAGCUGUUAUUUAUGUUAGUGAUAUCUUGUAAUCACCACAUACUCUUUAGGCUGCUAUUGGGGAUUUCCAUCUUUAAGUUUAUGACAAAACAUUUACAUGAUUGACACUUAACAGUUCACAAAAGCAGUAUAUCAGGAAUCCAAACAGGGCCUGAAUACACAAGUUUGCCACAUUGGCUCCCACUGACUAGCAAAAACUCUAAUGAUUCACAGGAAACCCUUCAAGAGGCACGCCCAGUAGUUGGCCUAAUGUAUAUAUUGUGAUAUAGAUACUGAGCUCUGACCAUUGAGCAGCAAGGGCCUGCAGCCGCCUCCCCGUGUGAGUGUGUCCAUGUAGUAGCUUCAUUGUGGUGUCAUCCACCUCCCUUUAACUACUGCUGUGUGCAUGUUUUGUUGGUAUUUGUAUUGUGGUUGGUAACAUAGCUUGUCAAAUCACUAAUCAACGUAAUUUAAUGUACUGUUAUCAGGAAUCAUAUCUCAAAAUCCCCAUUUUAUUAUUAUUUAUACAGUUUAACAAAAUUUCGAGAAGUUGAUUCUCUGAUGUAUCUACUAAGUCCAUGUAGAUGAGGAUAGACCAACUGGUAGGUAUCUGUUUGGCCAGGUGCCAUAGGGAGGGAUGUGCCUGUAGAUGCUCUAAAUAAAAUUAAAAAAUUGAA